UACUUCCCAAAACGACCCAAGCACAUGCUUAUAGUUGAAGCAAAGUUUGAUGGUGAACAGUUGGCUACUGAUCCCAUAGAGCAUACCGAUCAGCCAGAAUUUGCUACAGAAUUGGCUUGGGAACUUGAUAGGAAAGCACUUCAUCAGCACAGGCUGCAGCGUACACCUAUCAAACUGCAAUGUUUUGCGUUGGAUCGUGUAUCUUCAGCUAAAGAGAAUAUAGGCUAUAUUGUACUUGAUUUAAGGGCUGUGCAGGAAAAGAAACAGGCACCAAAAUGGUAUCCUCUGCUAAGUAACAAGUACACUAAAUUUAAAUCUGAAAUACAAGUAGGUCUUGUGUUGGAGAUUGACUCAAAAGCACUGGUUGAUGGUUUUAAAGCAAAGGAGGCACCCCCUAGAGAAGGCAAGGCAUCCGUCCUUCUUUCUGGACUAGACCCUAGAAGUAUUGUACCAGUCUUGAAUGAAGAAGAGGGCUAUCAUCAGAUUGGACCAGCAGAAUAUUGCAGAGACUACUUUGUCUUGUCUGUAACCAUUGCAUUUGCCACACAGUUAGAACAGUUAGUUCCUAGUACUAUGAAGCUUCCUGAGCGGCAGCCUGAGUUUUUUUUCUACUACUCGUUACUGGGAAAUGAUGUCACAAAUGAACCUUUCACUGAUUUAAUUAAUCCAAACUUUGAGCCAGAAAGAGCUUCAGUUCGAAUACGUAGUGCAGCUGAUGUCCUUCAAGUUUAUUUUUGUGCACAGUCAAAAUUGCAGAUCCAUCUUUGCUGUGGAGACCAGUCUCUUGGAAGCACUGAAAUACCCCUGUCUGGACUACUGAAGAAAGGAAAUGUGGAGAUUGAGCAACACCCUGUGGUGAUAGAAGGAGUAUUUGUCCUUGUUCCACCAAACAGAGCUAAGCAGAAACUGCCACAGUUGCCUUUGGAUAUGGCUCCUACUCUUGGGGUAUCUGUAACUUUGCAAAGGGAAAGCUUGAGUACCCAGCCUCUGAUUCCUGUAAAUGCUCCAACUGAACCUGAACAGCCACAGGAGAAAAUUCUUUCACCUGUUAGUGAAAAAACAGAGAGCCUGGAGCAGAGAUCCCAGAAAGUCCUGUCUCAAGCUGACCACUCUUCUCCAACAGAAAAUGAAGCAACAGAAAGUGAAGUGGAAAGUCUUAAGUUUGAAAAAGACACGAAACUAAAUAAAACAGGACUGGUCGCUGAGUCUGGCCAAGAGAUUAACAAACAGUGUACUGCAGAGCUUCCAGUUUUCAAAUCGCAGAGAGCAAAGUCACCUCUCUUGUCAGAUCUGCAAAAUUCCACUGAUAAUGUUCCAGUAGCCGCACAUCAGCCGAACCCUGCGAGUGUAUCCAGUUCUUCCAAGCCUGCAUCGUCACAGAAAAUUGUCAUUCCAGCAGCCUCUCACCAUUUCUGCUUUUCAAUAGACUUACGAAGUAUACGUGGUCUGGAAGUUGGUUUUCCAAUAAAUUGCAUUUUAAGGUACUCGUAUCCAUUUUUUGGCAGUGCAGCACCUAUUAUGACAAGCCCGCCUGUAGAAGUCAGAAAGAACAUGGAAGUCUUUCUUCCACAGUCCUACUGUGCGUUUGACUUCGCAACUAUACCUCAUCAGCUUCAAGAUACUUUCUUCAGAUUACCUCUGCUGGUUGAAUUGUGGCACAAGGAUAAAACAGCUAAAGAUUUACUUCUAGGGGUGGCGAGACUUCAGCUUUCAAAUGUUUUGGCUUCGGAAAAAACCCGGUUCUUGGGUGGUAAUGGUGAUCAAUGCUGGCGUCAGACUUGUAGUGAAACAGUCUUUGUCACAGCAGCACAGGG
Molecule: messenger RNA, 1814 nt
Organism: Pterocles gutturalis (yellow-throated sandgrouse)
Lineage: Eukaryota; Metazoa; Chordata; Aves; Pterocliformes; Pteroclidae
Gene: CEP120
Product: centrosomal protein 120kDa
Exons: 11
Biological process (GO): centrosome cycle; positive regulation of centriole elongation; interkinetic nuclear migration
Cellular component (GO): centrosome; centriole
Source: RefSeq, a predicted model, not a curated record